UUAGUAGAGAGAGCUCGAUUCUACAACAAAUAUUUUAACACAAAUAUUUUACAAAAAUUAUUUUAAAAUUUUUUGUUUGUUUUUGUGAUGUAAAAAAUAAGUUCUUUGAAUGAUUUUAGCAACUGUCGUUUCGGUCAAUAGUUUUACAAAUACGUUACACAAAGCCUUUUAGCGUGUGGAGCAGACUCUGAGAGUUGCAGCGAUAACGUCGAUAUAUUUUAUUUAGACAGCUAUAAACAGACAUACACACCUUUCUACACAGAUUUGAAGAUGAUUGGAAAACUGAUUGGCUUUAUAGGUGGCAUGGCGACUGCUGCUUUUGUCGCAUAUUGCGUCUACUUUGAUCAUCAACGCCACAGCGAUCCGGACUUCAAGAGGAAGCUGCGGGAGCGUCGUCGCCUAGCUCGCCGGAAACAGGAGGCUAUGAUGGCGGGUGGUCCCGAUCUGUGCGAUCAGGACGGUAUCGAGAAGUACUUCCUCCAGGAGAUAAAAAUGGGCGAGGCGUUGAUUUCCAGCGGGGAGUUCGAGACUGGCGUGGAACACUUGACGAAUGCCAUUUUGGUGUGCAAUCAGCCGACUCGCUUGUUGCAAGUCCUGCAGGCCUCUCUGCCGUAUCAAGUGUUCGAUAUGCUGAUCACAAGGAUGCAGGAGUUUGGCACCCGCAUAACAACAAUCAAAGAAGUCGGAGAUGCCUUCGAACCCGCUCCCCUAACCGACGACCUCGAAUAGGGACAACAGUGAAGAUAUUCUAUAACAUGUUAUCUAAAGAAUUUAUUCAUGUUCGAAUUGGGAGCUCUAAAUUAUCGUUGAGCACUCACACUAUACAGCGAGUAUGCAUUCUAGACAUGGGAUUCUAAUUACUGUUCCAUAAUUUAUUAAGUUGUUCAAAAGGGGAGAUAGGGUUCUGUAAAUUAAAAAAGUUUUCAAGACGUCGUAGAUACACGUGGAUACAAAAAAAAAAAAACCUUCAUCUUCAACUUUUGUUCAUAAUCGAUAGCUUAACUUUUGCCAAAGUUAAUCAAAUACUAGCAUAAAGAACCAUUCAAACGUCUGGAGAAAUUGUUCGAUUUGCCAGACAUCAUGGUGUUUCUUGAGAAAAUGUGUGACAAGUUUUACCGGCGAAGUUGUUGUUGUUUUGGGAUGUACGAGUAUGCACUCUAUAUAGCCAUUAAUUGCAAGAAGAGAAAAUCGAUAAGCCUCUUUUGUAUAUAUAUGGCAGUAUAUUGCAAUUAUUCACUUAAAAAAGUAUUAAUAAAGUUUGGCGCUUGUUUUAA
Scaptodrosophila lebanonensis is the source of this 1274-nucleotide messenger RNA. RefSeq names its product mitochondrial import receptor subunit TOM20 homolog (gene tomboy20). The record is from RefSeq and is a predicted model, not a curated record. Gene Ontology annotation, molecular function: transmembrane protein transporter activity. Gene Ontology annotation, biological process: tRNA import into mitochondrion; protein targeting; protein import into mitochondrial matrix. Gene Ontology annotation, cellular component: mitochondrial outer membrane translocase complex; mitochondrial outer membrane. The transcript has a single exon. NCBI's taxonomy places the organism in Eukaryota, Metazoa, Arthropoda, Insecta, Diptera, Drosophilidae. Bases 271 to 729 code for a protein of 152 amino acids.